AUGGAAGGCAGCAGCAAGCCUCAGUCCCUGGCGCUCCUGAUGCUUUUCAGUUUGCUGUUCUCUCAGUCGCUGGCCUGGCCUCUCUUUGGACCGCCUUCUGCAACGAGGUUGGAUGACAGGGUGCAGUUUGAAGGAGCAGGUGACCCUGAUCAAGUCUCUCUGAAAGCAGACUCUGACAUCUUGCAGAAUGCCUUGGCAGAAAAUGACACACCCUAUUAUGAUGUGUCCAGAAACACCAGGCAUGCUGAUGGGGUCUUUACCAGCGACUACAGCAGACUUCUGGGUCAGAUUUCUGCUAAAAAAUACCUUGAGUCACUCAUUGGCAAGCGGAUCAGCAGUGGCAUCUCAGAAGACCCUGUGCCAAUCAAACGGCACUCUGAUGCGGUCUUCACAGAUAACUACACUCGCCUCAGAAAGCAAAUGGCUGUGAAGAAAUACUUGAACUCCAUCCUGAAUGGAAAGAGGAGCAGUGAGGGAGAUUCUCCAGACUUCCUCGACGAGCUAGAGAAAUGAGGAGAAGAGUCCUCUGGGCAGAGCUGAAGAUCAGAGAAUUCCUGAAGGAAAACAACCAAGUGAUUACAUUAUGAGUUCUACAUAUCUAAUUCAAGAAAACAACUUCCAUAGCAAAACCAAAUAAAAUGUGUUGUGAAUAUUGUGGUUUCCUUUAUGUAAUAACUG
Messenger RNA from Apodemus sylvaticus (European woodmouse), 678 nucleotides. RefSeq names its product vasoactive intestinal peptide (gene Vip). The record is from RefSeq and is a predicted model, not a curated record. Gene Ontology annotation, molecular function: peptide hormone receptor binding; neuropeptide hormone activity. NCBI's taxonomy places the organism in Eukaryota, Metazoa, Chordata, Mammalia, Rodentia, Muridae. Gene Ontology annotation, biological process: negative regulation of smooth muscle cell proliferation; positive regulation of protein catabolic process; negative regulation of apoptotic process. Bases 1 to 513 code for a protein of 170 amino acids. The transcript is spliced from 6 exons. Gene Ontology annotation, cellular component: perikaryon; extracellular region; neuron projection.